AUGCCUACCACUAGACGAUCAGCAGCGGCCGCCCGGGGUCGUCCCGGCCCUGCCAAGGGACAGUCAACAAUCAGCUUCUCGGGCAGGGUUACAAAGGCCGUGCCCAAAGAUUUGAAGAAAGCAGUGACGGAUACCCCUGCGAUUGCUAGAACUACCAUCCCAGAGAGGCCAGCGUCAAAGGACGAAGUCCCCAAGAAGGAAGAGGAGGAGGAAGCGGAAGCAGAGCCUGUUGCUGAAAAAGCUCCAGAGAAAACGGAAGCAGAGCUCAAAGCAGAGAAGAUCACAGAUGCUCAGAUCAAAAAGUACUGGAAAGCGAUUGAGAAGGAGCGCAAGGCGCCUCGAGUGCACCAGGAGGAUCUUGAUUUGGGCGAGAAAGUACUGAGAUACUUUGAUGUGAGCUCGCAGUAUGGUCCUUGCAUAGGAAUCACUCGUGUGAAGCGGUGGCAACGAGCUGAGCGUCUUGGCAUGAACCCCCCAAUUGAAGUUUUGGCGGUUCUUGUGAAGGAGGAGAAUAAAGAGAACGAUGAGGUCGAGACUGCGCAUAUGGAUCGGAUAAUGAAUGCCACGGCUUUGUUUACAUGA
Molecule: messenger RNA, 582 nt
Organism: Trichoderma virens Gv29-8
Lineage: Eukaryota; Fungi; Ascomycota; Sordariomycetes; Hypocreales; Hypocreaceae
Exons: 3
Coding region: 1-582 (193 amino acids)
Biological process (GO): DNA-templated DNA replication; DNA synthesis involved in DNA repair
Cellular component (GO): delta DNA polymerase complex
Molecular function (GO): DNA-directed DNA polymerase activity
Source: RefSeq, a predicted model, not a curated record